AUGAUGGCCACAAAACUGAGCUGUAUCGUAACAAGUCAGCGGAUGUGCGCAGAUGGUUGCAGGACAAAAGCAGCAAGCGGCCCGACAAGCAUCACGCUGCUUUGCCCAACGUCCUUUUCGAAGCAGCGACUGCCGGAAUUGACACGCGACUCCUGGACGACGACAAGACGAUCGAUAAGAUUCGAAAUAUUACCCGACUCAGAAGGAGAGGCAGGGAAAGAGGCUUUGCGAUCGCACAGUGUGUCUUCAACAGUGUGGACGCUGCGGCUUGGCUCAUACGAGCUUUUCUCUCCAUCCAUGAUGCUGCUCGCUCCUGCGGCGAUCGGAAGGCUGCUGAUUUUUUCCACAAUGGUGCCACUUCCUUGGACCGAAUGUGCGGUGGACGUCCUUUACGUGAUCGGCUCCUUUGCCUACACUGCGCAGAUGCUGUCGUUUACCUUCGUGGAUUGCCCUCAGCGAGGCAAGCGACAGGCAUUGUGCGGAGCGAACGUGGCCGAUGUGGUUGGCAGCAUGGCGAUCUUCGUGGCCUCCAUCAUACAGGCCAUCGGCUACUGUUCAGAUGAUUGGCCCAAUCUCCGAACGAAUUGA
Molecule: messenger RNA, 588 nt
Organism: Symbiodinium necroappetens
Lineage: Eukaryota; Dinophyceae; Suessiales; Symbiodiniaceae
Source: the annotation of a GenBank genome assembly